UCCGCUCGUUGGCCAGACAGUUCGGGGAAGCAUCUCCGUUAACAGUACAGCCAAAGCCGUUGUUCGGUCUCUCCCGCUCGCGCUCCUGCUCUCAGACCAGCAUCCCGAGUGAGAACGCAGUUACAGGUGUACUUGUGUGUUAUCGUUGCAAUACCCACCUGCAGUCGCUGUCGCAAAGAUGGUCAGCUUCCUUUCCCUUCGCAUGGUGUGCUCCGCCGCCCUGGUGUCUCUGCUGGUGCUGGCCUUGUCGUCCCGCAGCGCCUUCGCCCGCUCCGUCGACGGCGUGGGGCGCCUUGAGAAGCUGUUGUCGUCCUCGUCUUCGUCUUCGUCAGGCUCUUCUUCCCCUCUGCUUGCCCUCGGCGGCGACCACAGCGUGAACAAGCGCGACACCUUCGACCACUCCUGCAAGGGGAUCUACGACCGGGAGCUCUUCAGAAAGCUGGACCGCGUCUGCGAGGACUGCUACAACCUGUACCGCAAGCCCUACGUCGCCACCGAGUGCAAGGUCAAUUGCUUCGUGAAUCAGAGGUUCAGUAACUGUGUGGCUGAUCUCAGAUAUGAUGUUAACCGCUUUGAGAAAAUGGCUAUGUUUCUCCGCUAUUCAUAAUGGUUGAAGGCUAUGGAGUAACUGUUACGCCAACUUCGUAUUCAAGCAGUGUCUCGACGAUCUCCUUAUGGUCGACGCCAUUGACGAGUACGUGAACACCGUCCAGCUGGUAGGGAAGUAAAGGACAGGAGUCUCACAGGACAUUAAUGUGAAAGAAAGGAGAAAAACAAACACCAGGAAAUAUAUAUGGAAAUUUUCACGGCAACGAGAAUAAUUUUUGAAAGCCCUUUGUCUGGAGACUUGGGCCAAAUGGGGCCAAAGAAAAUAAAGAUGCAGUAAAAAAAAGAAAAAAAAGUUAUCUUUAAGUUAUCUUCUUCAGGAAAUCACGAUGCUCUCUGGCAGCUCCCAUAUCAUUCCAUUCUCUUUAGUAAGAUAUAAUUUCUACCUAGCAAUGUUAUAGAAUACAUAGUAGCUAUAUUAUGCUAAGUAUUUAUUGAAGAUCAUAUAUUUAUUUUCAUACCCUUUUGAAGUGACCUUUGACGAUUCUCACUACUGUCCUGCUCUGAUUCAUUUCUUCUUGCUCCUGUCCCCGACUAUUUAUGCAAUUCUGGUUAUACGCUUUGAAAAGUUAUUUUUGUAUGGUCGAUAAUCAUUAAUUAUAAUACAGUGUACAAUUCGGCAUUUGCGUGUGAAAGAAAGGGUAGGAAACCACACAGCACAGGAAGGCACUUGAGUUUCAGUAUGAAUUCUUCUCCGGGAUUUUCUGAAUAUUACGUUUUCUUGAAUCUACCCUCUGCGCACAAAAUGAGGUAGAGUUACAAAGUUAGGGGCUGGAAGAAAUACCCAGUGUUACUUUGUCUUUAUAUUCACCAUUUCUCUUUCCUCCACAUAGAGAGAAAGCACAGGAUUUGAUAAAUUCCAAAAUAUCAGAUCUCCCCCCCUGAAAAAAAAAAAAAAAAUCCCGUUGUUUUAGUCGGUAGAGUCUUUCGAAAAUAACUUUCCAUUUCUGUCCCAGCUCGAUGCAAGGUAAUCUUCAGUUUCUUAAGUAAAGAGAAAAAGGGUUGAUUACCUGUUUUUUUCUUGAUAAUAAGAAAGAAAAAAAAUCGUCUAGAUCUCUGUACUUACCACUUGUUGCGUGUGGUGCCCAAACCCAAACCCUGAUUAUGUAACCAAAGAUUAGAAUUUAGUGGAAUCCUUAACCUUUGCGUUUGUGUUGGAUCCUUGAGAUUUUGAAUAAAUUAUUAUAAUCA
Penaeus monodon (black tiger shrimp) is the source of this 1797-nucleotide messenger RNA. RefSeq names its product molt-inhibiting hormone-like. Gene Ontology annotation, cellular component: extracellular region. Lineage: Eukaryota; Metazoa; Arthropoda; Malacostraca; Decapoda; Penaeidae. Gene Ontology annotation, molecular function: neuropeptide hormone activity. The transcript is spliced from 4 exons. Gene Ontology annotation, biological process: circadian rhythm. The record is from RefSeq and is a predicted model, not a curated record. Bases 179 to 607 code for a protein of 142 amino acids.